Messenger RNA from Coccinella septempunctata (seven-spotted ladybird), 1969 nucleotides. RefSeq lists its product as uncharacterized. The transcript has 5 exons. The record is from RefSeq and is a predicted model, not a curated record. Bases 265 to 1467 code for a protein of 400 amino acids. Lineage: Eukaryota; Metazoa; Arthropoda; Insecta; Coleoptera; Coccinellidae.
GCUCAGUUUGACGUAAGCGUUCGCGUAGAGUUGUAUCCGAAGGCGCUACGUGUGGAAAAGCGCUCUGCGAAAGCUCUCGAAGUCCGGGCGCGCAAAAAGUUUAUACGAAUUCAUGAGAUAAAGUCUUCCGGUUCGUGUGCGUCUGAUAUUUGGCCCUUUUCCGGAGUGAAGUUGGAUGAAGUUACGAUUUUUGUUUUGGUUAUUGUGUGUUGUGUUCGUUCCUCUGUGUUGGAUUAUGCUUGACAAAGUGUUCGGAUAGGGCUUAUGGAAAGACCUGGUGAAGAAGGUGAAGAAUCACCACCAGGUCUGGAGGCCAUGUGGGGUGUGGAAACAGGGGCGGACUGUGACUGUCCAGGGCCGCCCCCGGAAUUUCUCCUCCCUCCACCACCUCGACCACCCUUUCUUCAAUCUGCGGAUCCGUCUUUCUGCUCUGAAGAAACAAUAUCCAUAGAAACUUGUGACGCCUUACCUCUAAUCGACGCAAGUUACCGAAGUAGUCCCUCAUUCCAGACCUCGGCUGUGAUAGUGCUGUGCUCCGUACUUCUUGGUCUUUUUGUCUUCAUUGUCGUCAUUGUUGUGUGGAAGCACAAAAGAAAAGUACAAAACUUCCUCCCCUGCAAAAACUCGCCCCAGAAUAACUGUGAUGGUCCCACUGCUCCUGGUGUAAUCUACGAGGAUUUACACGAUGUUCUGCCUAGAGCCACCCCCACGCAUCAUCACCAUCACCACCACCAAUACAACCACCCUGCUGGGGGACGUAUUGCCCCAACGAUAGAGAUGAUUGACGUGAAGAACAACAUCCACUACCCGAGCGGCUACCCCAUAUCACCGCAUCCCCCGGUGUUCCUGUGCUCGUCGCCAGGGCCGGACCCGUACUGCUCCCAGGACCUCUACAACCCCGUAUACGAAGAACUGAGCGACGCCGAAAGUGAUAUGCACCCCGCGACGCACAGCGAGGACGAGUUCGCCGAAGACGAACUAAGUCUGGGCGGCGACAUGGACAGGCGACGUCUGGACAUGCCCCCGCCCCCCUAUCGGAGUGAAGUGCAAUCUAUGCGAAGGGAUAUACCGCGAUUUAGGCGCCCCCACGAACCCUUACCCCCCAUCCCUAACAGUAAACGCAACAGGACUUUAGACAGGCGGAGACAAGAGUUCCACGAAGGCAUGCUCUUGGACGCCCUGCUGCAGCUUUAUCCGAGGGUGGGUAGUGUCGAGCAGCCUCCCAGGAGGCAGAUUCCGAGUAUAGACGAAAGGAUUCAGUGCUUGGCCCAGACGCCCGGGCCCUACGAAACAGUGCCGGUUCUUGGCCAUCUGGCCACCUUCAGGCCGAAGCCCUACUCGCAGGACUCGGCUUUCGGAUCGGACUCCGGUUACAGCAACCACACGAGCGGUACCAGAGGUUCGAAUAGGGGACGCAGAGAUCCCAGGAGACUUUCGCAACUGAGUGCGGACCUGGCAUUGACUUGAGAAAAAUGGUUCGGUUAAAAACGUUCGCGGUUACACCAAAGUCAUAUUUUUAUAGAAUUUUUCACACUUGUUCCAUUUAGUGUUCAGUACUAGCCACUAGCCAUUUGUCACUUCAGGGUCUGGUUAGUUCUCCGUUGGACUAAACUAAACUAAUUGUGCAAUAAUUGUUACGAGAUGGAUCGUGGACUCGCAACUCGGCACCAUCUGAUUGCGAUGUUAAGAAUUGAUGUGAUCCAGAUUCAUAGAGAUAUUGUACAGUCUUUGAGUAAAACACUUAUUCAAACAGAAGAUUUAUGAGCUCAAAAGAAACACUUUUUUCCUUUGCCAUUUUUUCCGAUUCGAUCUAUAUGAAAAGAUAUAGCCAUUUUAAGUUUUCAUAAUGAGCUAUGCCACCCCUGGAAAAACAAAAUUCCCUAAGCUAAAUCUAUGACACUACACAUCAGUGGAUCUGUCAAACAGAUUUGUAUUCAGCCAAGAAUCCAAUUAUGUGGGUGGAAUUUUG